UUUUGUAGAUGAAAAAAAAAUAAUUGGAAUCAUCAAAGACAAAAACGACUUGAUCAGUUUGCAAAAUAAAGCAAAUGUAAAGCAACUCACAUUGGUAAAUCAAAUCAGAAGUUUAACUUUAUCGUUUUUGAAUGAGUCUUUAAGUUGACCCAAUAUGCAAUUUGACGUCGUUUUUACAGAGUUGAUUUGCCGGUUCCACUUUCAAGCCAGAACUGAUGAUCACUUCCAAGUCUUUCUCAAAGUCUAAAUUUGAUAAUUGAUGCCCGUUUAACAUUUGCCAUUUUUAAGAUGUUCUACACGUCGAUGGUGAUACCACAUCUGAAGUAUCCAUAUGGAAUCAUAUAAACCAUAUGGAAUCCAAAUAGAAUACAAAACAUUAAAGCGAUAGAGGUAGUCCAGAGAAGUGCAACUAAACUAGAAGUUGGUGAUAAAUAAAAGUAGACUAAAUAAAAUAAACUGGAAUAAAUAAAAUUGAAAAAAUCUAAAGAAUUUUUACUCAAGUUCAAACCAAGAAAAAACUUUCUGACCAGAGAACAAAACAUUGAAUAUGGUUAAAAGUCAUACAGAAAUUUUUUUUCUAACUGACCAUCAUAUAGAGCAUAAUAAAUCUCUAAAAAUUGGAUUUUAAUAUUUUGAUUAAAAUGAUUAAAAAGUUCCAUUUAUUGAAAAUAGUUUGUAGAAGAGGAUAUUUAAAAAAAGUCUUUCAAUGAUUAUAGUUGUUUUAUGUUUCUUGCUAACAAAACCUGAAAUUCUUCCAAAUUAAACAUAACUAGAAAUUAUGCCCAAAAUAGAAUUAUGCCAGUUGCAGUUGAUCGUGAAGAAAAAGGAGUCUAUAAGGUUGUUUUGUUUGUUGCUUUGACAUUAUGUGUUUUAACCGUUCUUACUUUUUCUCUUCUCAAAUAUUUUCGAAAAGCAAAUUCAUGUUGUAAUUGUUGUUUCUGGAAAAAGUCAAUGAAAAAUGAGACAAGAAAUGAAUCUUUUAAAAAAUCUGUCCAAAGGUUGCCAAGAUUUCGAAAUUCAACUCACUUACCUCAAAAAGCUUAUUCCCAUGAAAGUUUAUAUCUACAUGUUGAUAAUUUUGAAAUCCCAGGAAAAACUCAAAUACAUACUGUUCAACCAGAUAGUUCAUCAACAUCUGACUAUUUUAGUGUUUUAAGUGCAUCGGAAGAUGAUGUUUCCAAAAGAACAUUAUUUUUAGAAGAACCCAUUCAGCCAAAACUACAUACAAAAGUUCAUAAAAGUAAUUCACUGAGAUCUUUCUCAUCAAAUACUUCAUCAGAAUCUUUUCAAGAUCAAUUGAAUUUAGACAUAUAUGCAUCAGAGAGAAGAAAUACUCAGGGGGCUGGUUCACUUGGUAAAAUAAAUUUAUCUUUACAGUAUGAAGAUAUAUCAAAGCAAACACUUUCAAUAACUUUUAAUGAACUGUUAAAUUUAACACAUUUAGUUGAAAAUAUAAUUGGAAUUCGCUUAGAAACUAUUCUUUUGCCUGAUAGACAAGUAGCAUAUCAAUCUAAAAUAAUAGAGCAAGCGAAUUUUCAGAAUAUUAAUCAGACUUUUCAUUUUUUAUCCAAGCCUCAAAAUCGAGACUUUGAAGCUCGUACAAUUUAUAUUGCAGUUAAAUUGGUUGAAAAAUCCCAGAAGGAGAUUGCUUAUGGUGAGACGCGGAUAUCAUUAUUAAAUUAUGAGAUUUAUAACCAAAUUUCAACAGAUUUAAGUGUUGGAAUAAAGCCAUGUUCUGCACAGAAUGAAAUAGGUGAUAUACAGUUAUGCAUGAGUUAUCAUCCUGAUCAGAAAAAGUUGGUUGCCAUGGCUAAAACGAUUAAAUUUAUGAAUUCUGCUACAAUACACAAUAUUACUAGUAUCCAUAUAAAAGCUCGCCUUGUGAAAUUAGAUGGCGUUAAACUUGGGAAGAAAAGAGUUAUUUCCAAAUAUUUGCUUUCUAAAAAAGCUGAUCAAUUGAUUGAGUUUCAAGACAGCAUGUCUUUUAAAUUAAGUUUGGAACAUUUUUCACAAUGUACCUUGAAGUUAAAUCUGCAUGGAAAACAUAAAAUUCUUGGUAAACAUAUUUAUCUUGGAAAGGUACGCAUAGGUGAAAACAACAAAAAUGAGACAGGAAAAGUUCACUGGUGGACUCUUACAAAAUCUGAUGCAAUAGGGUGGAACAUGUGGCAUCCUAUAUAUAGCUCUUAAAAAAUUUUGAACUAAUAUAAAUAUUUUUUUUUAUUAUUUGACUUUCAAAUUUCAUAUUUAUGUGUUACUUUUAUUUAUUUAUAUGUGUUUUAAUUUUGUACUUGUUUUACUUUAAUUUACAUAAACUGGAAUCGGUGGAAAUGGUGGUUUUUGUAUUGUAUUUUAAAAUUAAAAUAAUCCCAUUUAUUUAAUAAGCAA
This is a messenger RNA of Hydra vulgaris (swiftwater hydra), 2388 nucleotides long. The record is from RefSeq and is a predicted model, not a curated record. Lineage: Eukaryota; Metazoa; Cnidaria; Hydrozoa; Anthoathecata; Hydridae.